UAAUUAGCAAAGAAAAAUGGUGGUUUCGAUGAAUGCCUUCGACUGGGCCAAAGCAGUGAAGGAAUUCGACGAAGCGAAAUCCGGCGUGAAGGGCCUCGUCGACGCCGGCAUAACAAAGCUUCCCCGCCUCUUCGUCCACCCGCCGCAGAGUUUCGAGAGCAGCCCCACCGCCGAGCAGCAGCCGGAGCUCCCCACAAUCGACUUCGAUGGGCUCCGUUACCGGCGGCCGGAGGUGGUGGAGGAGAUCCGCCGGGCCGCCGGGGAAUGGGGAUUCUUCCGCAUCGUGAACCAUGGCAUCCCGCAGGAGAAAAUGGACGCCGUGCUGGAAGGAGCGCGGCGGUUCCACGAGCUCCCCGCGGAGGAGAAGAAGCCGCUCUACAGCCUGGACAGGCGGAUGCCCGUGAGGUUCAACAGCAACAGCGCCCUCCGCGAGGGCGACCCGGCCUCGUGGAGGGACAUCCUCACCUGCGCCUUCACCGACGACCACCUCGACCCGCGCCUCAUCCCUCUCGCCUGCCGGAGGGAGGUGGUGGAGUACGUGGACCACAUGAUCGUGGUGAGGGAGACGGUGGCGGAGCUCUUGUCGGAGGCGCUGGGGCUUCCGGCCGGGUAUCUGUCCGGGAUGGAGUGCAUGAAGAGCCAGGCGCUCCCGUGCCUCUACUACCCGGUCUGCCCCGAGCCCCACAAGACCUUCGGGACCCCGAGGCACACCGACGCGGUCUUCCUCAAUUUACUCUUGCAAGACUCCACCGGCGGCCUCCAGGUCCGCCAUGGUGGACGGUGGGUGGAUGUGCCGCCGGUGCGUGGGGCCCUCGUCGCCAACAUUGGCGAUUUCAUGCAGAUUAUUAGCAAUGACAAGUUCAAAAGCGUGGAGCACAGAGCGUUAGCACAACGGGUGGGGCCGAGGAUCUCGGUGGGGUGCUUCUUCUCUCCGAGCACAAGUGCAAUGACAAAGCCAUUUGGUCCGAUCAAAGAGCUUGUGUCCGAUGAGAAUCCGGCUAUAUACAAAAACGUUAUGUUCACUGACUACAUUGAAUACUACAAGAUUAAAGGAGAAGAUGUUGCAUCGGCUUUGCCUCAUUUCAAGAUUUAAUCAUCAAAUGUUUUACUACGUUGGCUUUUGCCUCAUUUGCUUCUUGUACCAAUAUAUUGUUGGCUUUUUAAUGUAUUCGAGUAUGUUAUCUUCUUUUCA
This is a messenger RNA of Salvia hispanica, 1192 nucleotides long. Its product is annotated as 1-aminocyclopropane-1-carboxylate oxidase homolog 1-like. The record is from RefSeq and is a predicted model, not a curated record. Lineage: Eukaryota; Viridiplantae; Streptophyta; Magnoliopsida; Lamiales; Lamiaceae.